GCUUGGACUCUGGUCGACCCCCCUGCUCUGCUCCUAUAUAUACCCCGCUCGGCGUCGCGCCAUGCCAUGCCAGCCACAAACCCGAGCGUCCAAUCAGCUAGCAAGUGUAGCGGCUGACUGGGUGCGCGCUUGGGCUAGCUUUGUUUGUUUGGCUGAGGCGAGGGCACCUGAGAUCCAUGGCGGCGGAGGCGAGGAGGAGCAGCAGCGCGGGGCUCGUGGCCGCGGCCGCCGUCGUCGUGGCGCUGCUGGCGCUGGCGCCCGGGGCGUCCCGGGCGGAGCGGUUCGUCGUCGGGGACGCGGCGCGGUGGACGUGGGGGUACAACUACACCGACUGGGUCCUCAAGAAGGGCCCCUUCUUCCAGAACGACACCCUCGUGUUCAUGUACGACCCGCCGAACGCGACGGUGCACGCGCACAGCGUGUACAUGAUGCGGAACGCGGCGGACUACCAGUCGUGCAACCUCAAGGCGGCCAAGCUGGUGGCCGGCGUCACGCAAGGCACCGGCGCCGGCUUCGAGUUCGUGCUCAGGAAGCGCAAGACGCACUACUUCGUCUGCGGGGAGCGCGGCGGCAUCCACUGCACCAUGGGGCAGAUGAAGUUCACCGUCAAGCCCAAGAGCUCCGCAUGCCGGGACUGACCCGCCACCGCCGGACGAUCGACCGGAUCGGCGUCUUGGCCUUUCUUCUGCAUGCCACCUUCUAUGAUUCCAGUUCAAUCGCUGUCCCUUCUUCGAGCUUUUAAGUUAUUAAUUGAUGUAUUUACACGGUGUUGUUGUUGCGUUGUGUAUUUGUAGUGUCUUGCUAUUUAUACAUGAAUGGUUGGCUGAAUAAAAAGGAGUGACUUAGUGAGUUGUCAAGUGUUGUUAACUUGUUUCAAGGGAGAAUGUAAUGAGAAUUGAGGAACCAUAUGUAGUAGUUGCUGCA
Messenger RNA from Panicum virgatum (switchgrass), 924 nucleotides. RefSeq names its product blue copper protein 1b-like. Lineage: Eukaryota; Viridiplantae; Streptophyta; Magnoliopsida; Poales; Poaceae. The coding region runs from base 177 to 638 and encodes 153 amino acids. The record is from RefSeq and is a predicted model, not a curated record. Gene Ontology annotation, molecular function: electron transfer activity. The transcript has 2 exons.